UGACGAAGCCAUAUCACGGUCAAUGUCCGUCUUCGACUCAGCGUUCUGACCAUAUCCACUGGAGAAACGAGACGAGAGUGCCGGUAAUAACCGGCAACACAAACCACAUUCGUCGGGACGGGGCAAGGGGGUUACUAAUCAUAGCCGUACACGUAGUAGUCGCAAUAGGCGCAAACAAUCAUCAUCACAACAACGUCAACAGCAGGAGCAACAGAUGUUGCAACAGCAAACGGCACUGGACGAGCAGAUACAGCGCGACAAAUGCAAAAAGCCAAAUAAACCCAGAAUUACAGCCACGCGAGCGUAAACAAGUCGAUACACUAAUAAGCCAAACUUCAACCACAAAUUGUGAGAAACCUCAACUGCGCGAAGUCACUGACAAGCGCACCAUUACACAUAGUAUUGCCGCAGCUACCACGCAUACUUCCAGCAGCGACAACUCCACUGCCUCAUGCGACAGCGAUAGCGAAGAAGCGGUCAGCGACAAGCUGGCAUCCAUGUGCCAUCACUGCCUGCGCCCACAAAUUGAGCUGCAGUUGCGCCAUUUGCGUCCUCAUCAACGCCGCCAAUGGAGCCGAUUGCUGCAGCAGCAGUGUAGCAAGCGACGUACUAGUAAAACCCGUAAAGAGGUGAGCUGGAGUGGUGCGCACGGCGAAAAUGGCAGCGGGAGACGCGAUGUGCACGGUGGUGGGGAUGGUGGUAAUGCGGGGGCAAUUACUGCGGGGUGGCAACGUUAUGACGCCAGCGACUACAUGCUACCCACGAACACGUAUACGAGCGGUGUACAUUGGUCGCGACGCGACGUCAGCGCGGCGGUGAGGUAUCGCUGUCCGCAGGUGGGACCGAAGUCUGCACCCUAUCACUUCCACCAUCCACAACAACUACACAAUGCAUAUCAGUUGCAAUUAUUGCUGCAACAAUGCGACUAUGUGCCGCCGUCGUACUAUCAACAUCAGCAGCAGCAACAACAACAACCAUAUUAUGAACGGCACGCAGCACUACAUAACAGUAAAAUGGACUACAGCAACACCACCACUGCAGCUGCUUCUACUACUACUACGGCCACAACGGCAACCACUAUAAACAUUGAAUGUGAGUCGCACAUGCAAUUACAAAAGCAACAUGAUAGAAAUGUAAGAUUGCAGCAAAAUCAAAAUUUAUACGCAACAACAACAAACAUUCUAACUGCCACAUCGAGCGGAUGCAGCGACGCCUGCUGCACCAGCAACGCCAGCUCAGUGGCGGCGUCGGCACUAACUGCACCAGCGGGAACAACAGUAGCUUUGCAACCACAGUCCACAACAACUCACCCUCUAGAUCGUGCCACCAGAGGCACAGUCAGCGACAGUGAGUUGCAGUUGCAGCAGCACCUGCCUACGUCCGAGUCGCCGUCACUGGUGAAGGUCCGCGCCUGGUAUACAGUGGCUAAACAGGGUGUUUCUUGCUAAUAGUAGUUUCAUUCCUACA
Molecule: messenger RNA, 1467 nt
Organism: Bactrocera oleae (olive fruit fly)
Lineage: Eukaryota; Metazoa; Arthropoda; Insecta; Diptera; Tephritidae
Source: RefSeq, a predicted model, not a curated record